Molecule: messenger RNA, 663 nt
Organism: Cantharellus anzutake
Lineage: Eukaryota; Fungi; Basidiomycota; Agaricomycetes; Cantharellales; Hydnaceae
Exons: 2
Coding region: 217-585 (122 amino acids)
Source: RefSeq, a predicted model, not a curated record
UGCUUCGACUCUUAUCCAUCUGGUUAUUCUCUCGUUAUCUCCCCCAGCUGCCUCCUUCCACCAUCUUUUGCUCCCACUCGACUUUUGUCGUCCUGUUUAGUUCUUUCAGCCGCUUGUCCUCUUCCUCCAAUACUUUGCAUGGCGUGCUUCGCAUCGCAACGACCUGCACAGCAUUCACGGAAGAAUGAAGGAUGACGCGGAAGUGCAUUGAAUGAUAUGUACAGUGAACAAAUGGUACAUCAGAGGAAUCAGCAUCGGAAGUUAUGUACAACGAAAUUAAGUAUGGUACACGAGGGGGAGGGGGACGCUAUGUACAUGCAAGUUAUGGUACAAGACAUCGUGUUAGGAACGCCAAACUGCCCCAAAACCCAUGCAGAAGAACCUCCCUGGUGUGAAGCGGUAUUGGUGACAGCGUGUCAUGCAGUUCGAACACAAUGGAACGAAUUUGCAUUGCGGUUACAUUGUCGUGGAAUAGAGACAGUGUUAUAUCAAUUCCUAGCCGAGGAUACAACGGAAGGAUGGGAAUUGAGACUGUCCAAACCACAGAAGAGUCGACCACGUAUUUUCCUUGCCUCUUGCCCGUGAUAGAGUGUCGAGGCUCCCCUUGGUAGUGUUCCGAUAUCUGCCCAUAAAUACUCGAUCGUCUGCCCUUGCGCGCGGUAG